This is a messenger RNA of Arabidopsis lyrata subsp. lyrata, 899 nucleotides long. RefSeq lists its product as uncharacterized. Gene Ontology annotation, biological process: DNA-templated transcription; DNA-templated transcription initiation. Lineage: Eukaryota; Viridiplantae; Streptophyta; Magnoliopsida; Brassicales; Brassicaceae. The record is from RefSeq and is a predicted model, not a curated record. The coding region runs from base 181 to 771 and encodes 196 amino acids. Gene Ontology annotation, cellular component: RNA polymerase I complex. The transcript has 7 exons.
GAUUAACGAACCGGGUAUUUGGGUUUUGACCUUAAACCCUUUGUCGCGUGAGGAAACCCUAGUCUCCUUAGACGACGAAGGCAUCUUCUUCUUCGUCUUCGAUUGCUCUGCUCAGGAUCAAAAAUCGUCGGUUUAGUUCUCCGGUUACAAGUUUUGUCCCUGCAAGGAAUUGGAUCUUCAAUGGAGGGGUUAAAGCUAUCAGAAGCGGAAUUGAUGAUUUAUAUUCAUCCUUCGAAAAGCAGAAACGUUUUUCAGGCGAUUUGUCGAGAGCUCAGUUCUCUUCUAUUCCAGUAUAAUGAAACCUUUGAUGGCGUUCUACUGGCUUAUGAUGCUACUGUCAAAAGCAAACAAGCUAAAAUCCUUGCAGGACUUCAUCCUUACUUUGGCGUCAGAGUUAACACUAGACUACUCCUUUUUGAUCCUAAGCCCAAAAGUUUUGUAGAAGGGAAAAUUGUGAAGAUUUCUCCAGAGUCAAUCCAUGUUAUUGUUCUUGGCUUUUCUGCUGCAGUCAUUACAGACGUUGAUAUCCGGGAAGAGUUCAAGUACAGAGUGAGAGAUGGUGAAGGUUCUUUCGUGAGCAGAUCGCAUAAACGGCAUGCACUAAAGCUUGGAACUAUGUUGCGCCUUCAAGUCCAAAGUUUUGAUGAAGAGGUAAUGCAUAUAGCUGGAUCUCUACUUCCCGAAAACACAGGAUGCGUUAAGUGGCUCGAAAAUAAGUCUGAGGAAGCUUUGCAUACGGAUAGGGAUCAUAAAAGGAGGAAAAUCGCCUGAGGAAUUAUGAAAAUACAAAACAAUAGAUUGAAAUGAAGAUAAACAGCUAUGCUGAAUUUUUGUUGUAUCAGAUCCUGUGAUAUUAACUCUUUUUAUCAUUAAACUAUUGUCCUAUGUCACCUUUCAUU